GCCGCCGCCGCCGCUGCUGUCAGGGAAGCGGAGGCGGCCGAUGGAGUCCGGGAGCGGCUGCUGCUGCUGAGGCAGCGGCUGCGGCGGCCCGACACCGACCCCACACCUCGUCCCCUCCGCGGGGGUCCCCGAAGCUUGGAAGUGCUGUGUCCUGCUGUGGCCAUGGGAGACACGGCAGUGGAGCCAGCCCCGCUGAACGCCUCUUCGGAGCCUGCUCCAAGCCCACCAGGAAAUAAUGGGGGUGCCCUGCUCAGUGUCAUCACUGAGGGGGUUGGGGAACUGGCAGUCAUUGACCCAGAGGUGGCCCAAAAGGCCUGCGAGGAGGUGUUGGAGAAAGUAAAACUUUUGCAUGGGGGUACAACCAGCUCCCCAGAAGGGGCCCCCCUCGAGCUUGUCAACGGGGACAGUGUAGGCAGUGAACUCCGCUGCCUGGACGAGCCGCCUGGCCGCAUCCGAGAGGAGGACGAGGUGGGGACCUCUGGUUCAGCUAAGGGGGCAAGGAGGCGGCGGCAGAACAACUCGGCCAAGCAGUCGUGGUUGCUGAGGCUGUUUGAGUCAAAGCUCUUCGACAUUUCCAUGGCCAUCUCCUUGUACAACUCCAAGGAGCCCGGCGUCCAGGCCUACAUAGGCAAUCGGCUCUUCUGCUUCCGCAACGAAGACGUUGACUUCUAUCUGCCCCAGCUGCUAAACAUGUACAUCCACAUGGAUGAAGAUGUGGGGGAUGCCAUUAAGCCCUACAUUGUUCACCGCUGCCGCCAGAGCAUUAAUUUUUCCCUUCAGUGUGCCCUACUGCUUGGGGCCUACUCUUCGGACAUGCACAUCUCCACCCAGCGACACUCCCGUGGGACCAAGCUCCGAAAGCUCAUCCUUUCAGAUGAGCUGAAGCCAGCUCAUCGAAAGAGGGAGCUGCCCUCCCUGAGCCCAGCACCCGACACAGGGUCAUCCCCCUCCAAAAGGACUCACCAGCGCUCCAAGUCGGAUGCCACUGCCAGCAUCAGCCUCAGCAGCAAUUUGAAACGCACAGCCAGCAACCCCAAAGUGGAAAACGAGGAGGAGGAACUCUCCUCCAGUACCGAGAGUGUUGAUAAAUCAUUCAGUUCCCCGGUCAGACUGGCUCCUGAGCGAGAGUUCAUCAAAUCUCUAAUGGCGAUUGGCAAGCGACUGGCAACACUGCCCACCAAGGAGCAGAAGACCCAGAGGCUGAUCUCAGAGCUGUCUCUACUCAACCACAAGCUCCCUGCCCGAGUCUGGCUGCCGACGGCCGGCUUCGACCACCAUGUGGUUCGGGUACCCCACACCCAGGCAGUUGUCCUCAACUCUAAGGAUAAGGCGCCCUAUCUUAUUUAUGUGGAAGUCCUCGAGUGUGAAAACUUUGACACCACCAGCGUCCCAACGCGGAUCCCUGAAAACCGGAUUCGCAGCACGCGGUCUGUGGAAAACCUUCCCGAAUGUGGCAUCACUCAUGAACAGAGAGCAGGCAGCUUCAGCACCGUCCCCAAUUAUGACAACGAUGACGAAGCCUGGUCUGUGGACGACAUAGGCGAGCUGCAGGUGGAGCUCCCCGAAGUACAUGCCAACAGCUGUGACAACAUCUCCCAGUUCUCUGUGGAUAGCAUCACCAGCCAAGAAAGCAAGGAGCCCGUAUUCAUUGCAGCAGGAGAUAUCCGACGGCGCCUCUCCGAGCAGCUAGCCCACACCCCUACUGCCUUUAAACGGGACCCAGAAGACCCCUCAGCGGUCGCCCUCAAGGAGCCCUGGCAAGAGAAAGUCAGGCGGAUCAGAGAGGGCUCCCCCUAUGGCCACCUCCCCAACUGGCGGCUCCUCUCAGUCAUCGUCAAGUGUGGGGAUGACCUGCGACAAGAGCUGUUAGCCUUCCAGGUGCUGAAACAACUGCAGUCCAUCUGGGAGCAAGAACGGGUGCCCCUUUGGAUCAAGCCCUACAAGAUUCUUGUGAUCUCUGCGGACAGUGGCAUGAUAGAGCCUGUGGUCCAAUGCUGUGUCAAUCAUCAGGUGAAAAAGCAGUCUCAACUCUCCCUGCUCGAUUACUUCCUGCAGGAGCAUGGCAGCUAUACCACCGAGGCAUUCCUCAGCGCCCAGCGCAACUUUGUACAGAGCUGUGCUGGCUACUGCCUUGUCUGCUACCUGCUUCAAGUCAAAGACAGGCACAAUGGGAAUAUCCUUCUAGAUGCCGAUGGUCACAUCAUCCACAUUGACUUUGGCUUCAUCCUGUCCAGCUCCCCUCGCAACCUGGGCUUUGAGACGUCAGCGUUUAAACUGACCACAGAGUUUGUGGAUGUGAUGGGAGGGCUGGACGGUGACAUGUUCAACUACUACAAGAUGCUGAUGCUGCAGGGGCUCAUUGCUGCCCGAAAACACAUGGACAAGGUGGUGCAGAUCGUGGAGAUCAUGCAGCAAGGUUGCCGAUGUUGCUCAGGAGAAUCCCCGCCCCGCCCCGUAAUGACGGUGGCCCAGGUGAUCUGUGAGUCUGCCUGCUUUCACGGCUCCAGCACCAUCCGCAACCUGAAGGAGCGGUUCCACAUGAGCAUGACAGAGGAGCAGCUGCAGCUGCUGGUGGAGCAGAUGGUGGACGGCAGCAUGCGCUCCAUCACCACCAAACUCUACGACGGCUUCCAGUACCUCACCAAUGGCAUCAUGUGACAUCCUGCUGCCAGCCCGGGCAUCAGGCUCCCUGGGAGGGUCAGUGUCCACCCAAGGGAGACAAGUGGGGAGAGAGCUACCAAGGAUCAUGUGGUAACAAGGAGAGAGCUUGCCCCGGGGGCAGAGGAGCGUGUGGGGAGGAACCUCUCUGACAGUAUUACCAGCCAGAGGUCCCUGGAGUCACUGCCCCCAUGGAGAUGUUGGGGGAAAGGAGACCUUCCUGGGGUCUGUGGUUUUCCUUGUCCUCCUCCUCCCUGUUCUGGGCCACAGGAAGAGGGAACUUGAGGACUGGCCAUACCAUUGCCCCGCUGGCACCUCUUCCCCCCCUGGGCCCCAUCCCUGCUGGAGAGGGGUUGGCAUAGCACCUGGUGCUCCCCCUGCAAGAGGGGGGGCUGGUUUGGACCCCGCCACUUCCAGUGCCCCCAUCAUGGAAGCAGGGGAAGGGGACCAGGCUUCCUUCCAUGGUGUGUGGGUCCAGCCCCUCAUUCUGCCCCAGGCCCAAAGGGGAUGGGGAUCCCUAUGUCCAUUCUGACCCCACUCCCUCUGGCCUAGGGAAAAUGCUCUCGAUUUUUUAUUUUUAUUUUUUUUUGGUUUGAAAUAAAGUCCUUAGUUAGCCA
Messenger RNA from Dromiciops gliroides (monito del monte), 3275 nucleotides. RefSeq names its product phosphatidylinositol 4-kinase beta (gene PI4KB). Lineage: Eukaryota; Metazoa; Chordata; Mammalia; Microbiotheria; Microbiotheriidae. Gene Ontology annotation, molecular function: 1-phosphatidylinositol 4-kinase activity. Gene Ontology annotation, cellular component: membrane; cytoplasm. Gene Ontology annotation, biological process: phosphatidylinositol phosphate biosynthetic process; phosphatidylinositol-mediated signaling. The record is from RefSeq and is a predicted model, not a curated record.